GCUGCUACUCUCAUUCCCUUUUCCCUCCCAAUUCUCUCUCCUACUGUUAACGCUCUCCCUCCGGCCACGUUCUGGCUGCGUCUCAACAAUCUCUCACGCCGUCGUCGGUUUUCUCCGGCCACGGCUGCUUCAAGCGGAUGACGACCACGGAGUCCGAUCUCGAUAACGACUUUCCUAAUCUCGACGAGCUCCGGUAUCUGAACCUCGCCGGAACCGAUGUCUUCGCCGCUUUCCAAAAUCUAUUACCGUAGUUUUACCUCCGCCAGCAGAUUAACAAAAAACACUGUGGAAAAGCUUUCUAUAAAGUGACGAGGCAAUUACCAAAAACAAAUGUACCAUAAAAGUGAGAAAGCAAACAACAGCAAUAACACGAAACUGUUUUUAAUCCAAAUGCGGAUGCCAUGACUUCAUUUUCAACUUGUGGACUGACAGAUCCUUUUUCUUCCCAAAACCUCACUCCCAAGCAUUCCACCAUCACUGCUACAAUCGAUUCUCGGUCUUCCAUUUGUGGCACUGCUAAUGUUGGUAGUCCAGUGUCAGCUAAUAAACCAGAGGGCUGGAAGAAUCAUACGAAAGGAGCCACAAGUGGUUCUUCUGAGCCAUCUGAUGAAGAUGGUCCUUGUGAACAGAGCACGAAUUCAGUUGAAUUGAAACGUCUUAGAAGGAAGGUUUCUAAUCGCAAUUCUGCCAGAAGGUCAAGAAGAAGAAAACAGGCGCAGUUGGCUGACCUAGAGUUGCAGGUUGAAAAACUGAAAGUGGAAAACGCAACCCUAUACAAGCAGUUCAAUGAUGCUAGUCAACAUUUUCGUGAGGCUGACACGAAUAACCGGGUGCUGAAAUCAGACGUAGAAGCUUUGAGAGCUAAGGUGAAGUUAGCAGAGGACAUGGUGACUAGAGGCUCUUUCACUACGUUAAACAAUCAGCUUCUUCCCACACAGUGUCAAGUGAACACACCCCCGCCACUGAAUACGACCAAUCUCCGCCGCAUGGCGCAUGUUUCGCCAACCAUCACUGUGCAUGGAAAUGAUGGCUCAUACAACGAUGCCACAGUUUGUGUACAGAAUUCAGACCUUGGAAACUUGGACAUGAAUUUCAACGACAUGAACAAUGUGAACGGAGUUAUGAGCGAUGGCAUGAGUUGUGGGAGUAUUUGGCCACCUUUUUAGACUCUUUAGUAUCCUCCGAGUAGAUUCACCUCUAUGAUUUGCGUCUUGUCUUGUUAGAUUAGUAGGGUAUGUUAUUGUGUCUUUGCUUUGUUUCUGUCCAAUGAUGCCUGUUUAAAAUGGUGUCUUUCUUUCUUUUUCCUGUUGUUGUAUCUAGUUUUGUAUAAAAGGAUUUGGUUGCUUUAUCCAUUUUCUCUUGUUGUAAUUGUAUAAAAACAAAUAUCUCACUUUGCUGUCAUCCAAUAGACCACAUAUUAAUCCCAUCUGAUAAGGAAGGAAUAUGUUCCUUGGCAACACCA
This is a messenger RNA of Vigna angularis (adzuki bean), 1462 nucleotides long. Its product is annotated as basic leucine zipper 9. The record is from RefSeq and is a predicted model, not a curated record. Bases 402 to 1166 code for a protein of 254 amino acids. Gene Ontology annotation, molecular function: DNA-binding transcription factor activity. Gene Ontology annotation, biological process: regulation of DNA-templated transcription. The transcript is spliced from 7 exons. NCBI's taxonomy places the organism in Eukaryota, Viridiplantae, Streptophyta, Magnoliopsida, Fabales, Fabaceae.